AUCAUUGAAGAUAUUCGUGAUAAUGUAGAUCUCAUCUGUUUGUUGAUCACUUGCAAAAAGUAUUACUAUGCUUUCAAAAAUGAUUUCACAAGUCUGCUUCAGUUUAGAGAUAUUCAUUAUAUCGAUGAGGCUUCAGAGUUGUACUACAAUACUCUUGUUCAUCAUCAUCUGGUAUCCUCAACAUUCAACUUGAAACCAUUUAAAUCUUUAUUUGAUCGAUCUAUAUCAAAUCAACUAGUUAUUUUACCUUCAUCCUCCUCAUCUUCAUCCUCUUCAUCAUCUACUUCAUCUACUUCUUCUUUAAUUGAUGUAAAGAUUGCAUUAAUAGGAUAUCCAGCAGGAAAGAAUUAUGGUGGUGAUAAAGAGACCCUUUUACCAAAUACAACUACAACAUUGUAUGUACCUGAAGGAGCCGAUCUUCCACUACAUCUACCACCUCUACUCGAAGAAUUGGAUGUAACGAAAAGUAAUAGUCAAAUUGGAAAUGGGUAUUUACCUCAUACUCUCAAGUAUCUUCGGUAUGGAUACCCAGACAAGAUUGCAAAGGGGUCGUUACCACCCUCUUUGGAGACUGUUAUCUUUGAACCUGCAAACUUUGUAUUUGCCAAUGCAAACGCUCUAGUAUCCCUUCCUUUGUUAUCAAAGUUGCAAAUCUAUGGUAAAAUGGAAGGAUCAGUCUUGUGCAACAUACUAUCAACACCUUCUUCACUCACCUCUUUGACAAUAUCUAUUACUCGUGUUCCUACAGACCUCCACCUCUUCCCAACAACAUUAAAAACACUUAGAGUCAAUAUCUCUCAAACCUCUUCCUACACUCUACGUCUUGACAACCUUGUAUCGCUCGACCAACUCUAUAUAUUUGCCACUCCACAUCCCGAUAUCGCCACCACCGACUUUAUCUUGCCUUCAACGCUAAAAGAUCUAUCGUUCGACUUGCCAACCGAUAUUCCCAAGACAUUCCUCCCAACCUCUCUCACGGCACUCGAUAUGAGUCUCCAACGCUUUACUCGUAUCGAGCCAAAUGCACUACCCUCGAAUAUAACCAACCUCUCGCUUCGUCAAUGCUCGAGAUUGUUGCCACCAGGGUUCAUUCCGAUGAAUGUCAAGGAAUUGGAAAUCAGAUUCAGUCGUGAUGGAAAAUUGUCAGAGGGUGCCAUACCAGAGUCUGUUCAUACAUUGGAUUUAGACAACUACACUGGACUGAUCAAUCCCCAAUUCAUCCCAAAUUCGGUUAAAGCUCUCACUCUAUUCCGAUAUGCUUGUGUAUUUAAUGAGUUCACAGUGUUUCCAAAUCAACUAGAAUCAUUUGAAUGCAGUUCCAUCAUACGUGUACCAACCCUUCCAAAACUAUUUCCACCUAGUUUAAAGUCUUUAGACUAUAGCCAAUUAAGAACUAGUUUCCCAAACGAUUUGACAAUACCAUCUUCAAUCGAAUCACUAUCUAUUCACUGUGAACCUAUUCGGUCUGGUCCAUCAACAGAAUCAACUAGACUCUACUCUGUUUUUACUAUUCCUUCAAAUAUUACAAUCAUUAAUAAUCAAAAUAAUCAAAAUAAUCAAAAUAAUACAACAACAAAUAAUAAUAAUAAUAAUAAUAAUAAUAAUAAUAAUAAUAAUAAUAAUAAUAAUAAUAAUAAUAAUAUUUUACCAAAAUCAAUUAAUAUCAAAAUAUCUAAUAGUUAUCAAAAUCGUCAUCCAUUUAGUGUUGAAAUUGGUCAAUUUGUUCAUGGUAAUGUGGAAGAGUUUGAUAUCUAUUGUUAUGGUGAUGGGAGUCAAUCAUUGUUUGGUGGAGUGGUCAACAUUGCAGACAAUGCAAAGUUGUACAUCAAUUUCAAAAACAAAAAUAACUCUUAUCUACCCACCAUCAGUAAAUCUUCUCCCAUUUACACCUAUUGCGAUCAACCAGAUGAUUUGACAGAUGAAGAUGAUACUGAUGAUUUUUUGACCGAUAAUUCUGAUUCAAUAAUGGAUGAAGAUAGUCCCUCCUCUGAUCAAGAAAUCGAUGACGAUGAAUAA
Molecule: messenger RNA, 2016 nt
Organism: Cavenderia fasciculata
Lineage: Eukaryota; Evosea; Eumycetozoa; Acytosteliales; Cavenderiaceae
Exons: 2
Source: RefSeq, a predicted model, not a curated record